UCUGGCAACUUUAAGCAUUUCUAGUAUUAAGAUAAAGCUCAUCAUGUCAACCUUUGUGACCAUGAGAGCGCUUGCUUUGCUCUGCUUCAUUUUAAGGUCUAAAAAGUUCAUGUUGAUGCCUCCUAGAAGAUGCUUGCUGUUGAUGUUUUCCUCUUUAAGACACCAGAGGAAGUGUGCAGUUUAAAAAAAAAAAAAAAAAACAGCCCCGCAGCACACGUACGUGGCAAGACAGGAAAUAACCUCAAUGUUGGAAAGUUCUGCUCAAAGCGAUGAGGACGAUGAAGAAGAUGGCCUCGCUGCUGAACAUCUGUGUGUUUCUGCUCUGCUGCUCCGCCGCCGUCGCCUCCCAAGGUUGUGACCAGUUUGUUGCAGUGGGUGGAAACUUCAAUGUUCCUCUGGGAUACCAACUAAAACCUGCUGAUUCUCUGAAGUGGAGAUUUAAUGGCAUCAUAAUAUUUCAUAAAAGACCAGUAACAUUAAUUCUAGGUAAAAAUGAUGAUAUUAAUGAUGAUGGGUCCCUCAAACUAACAAAUCUGAAGAAGAACCAAGCAGGACUUUACACCGCUGAGGUUCAUGGUAAAAACGGAAUGCAACAGGACACAAAGAGCACAAAUUUAUGUACACUGGACCCCGUGAAGAAGCCCACAGUAAAUAUAACCUGUCUGGCCUCAGAGGUCGUCUUUACCUGCAGUCAUGAUCCGCAACCUGAUGGUACAAAACAAUAUGACACCAUAUAUUACAAAUGGUUCUAUGAUGACAAAAUGAUCAGCAAUGGGACAGAAACCUCCAUGACAAGAAAAGCUGCAGAAACUGAAAACCUGCUCGUUUCCUGUGAAGUUGGCAACAAAGUCAGUUCUGCAAGAAGUGACUCUUUGACUCACACCUGCGAUGAACCCUUGAAAAAGCCUGAAAUACAAGGAACAUGCAAAGACUCAGAGGUCAUCAUUACCUGCCAUGCACCUCCGCUGCCUGAUAAUGUUCAGUUCAAGUGGUUCCAGGAUGGCGAAGUCAUCGUCAACGAAACAGAAAAGUCUCUGACAAUAAACUCUGCAGAAAGCAAAAACAAGAAUUUCUCCUGUGAAGUUUACAACCAGGCCAGUUCUAAAAAAAGUGACUCUUUUAGUCAUAGCUGUGUUGGCUCUACUUUUCUUGACCUCCCAGAUGAGCUCUUUGGAGUUAGCAUCUGGGUUUAUAUUGGUGGUGGAGCAGGUCUUUUAGUUCUGAUCAUCAUCCUCAUCAUUCUGUGUUGUGUUCAAUGUAAGAAGAAAAGAAGGAAGUACGAUGAGGCGGAGCUUGAGUACCGAGCAGGAAAUUCUUCAUCACCAGAGUAUUGCACUCACUGAUCAUCCUCCUCUCCAUCACCACCAUCAUCACCUGCAGAGCCUCUGAAGCUGCAGCUCUUUACAAACAUUUCCCUGAUAUUUUAUGGAGUUACUUUUUAAUCUGUAUGAUUAAUCUGUGAAGACCCCACCUUCUAUAGCAGUGGCAUUUGUAGCUUGUUCUGCUAAUGAACAGACAGAAGUCUUCUUUAUGUUUUAACUCAAAACAUUUUUGGAUUUUCUGUUUCUCUUUUAGCUGCAAACUUUGAUAAUCAAACUAAUAAUCACUUUUGUGUGUAUAACCCGCCAUGUAAAAUAUUCCGUUUUUAUUUUUAAUUAUUCAAACUAGUUUCA
This is a messenger RNA of Poecilia latipinna (sailfin molly), 1673 nucleotides long. RefSeq lists its product as uncharacterized. Bases 270 to 1343 code for a protein of 357 amino acids. NCBI's taxonomy places the organism in Eukaryota, Metazoa, Chordata, Actinopteri, Cyprinodontiformes, Poeciliidae. The record is from RefSeq and is a predicted model, not a curated record. The transcript is spliced from 9 exons. Gene Ontology annotation, cellular component: membrane.